AUGAAAUUCUUCAUCUGUACAUCCGCCUUUCAAAGUCAAGUGGCCGAUCUGUUGCCCUGUAACAAUGGACAGAAGUCUCAAUUGAUCUACACUUUGUUACGUUCAUACAAGUUACUCGAACAUUUCAAUGAUGUCAUAGGAACAUCGCUUGCAGGUAUCGAAGAUAUGAAAAGGUUUCACUCUGAGAAAUACUUGAAACUCAUACUGAAUCAGGACUACUCAAUUGAUGAUCAAGAUUCGAACCCUGUGCUACAACUGGCAGAUAUUGCUAGAAGAUUUUACCAGAAUUCAGGAACCGAUGUCGAAGAACACUGGUUUGACAACGAGCACGAUUUGUACAGGUACUACGCCGCCUCAUUUGUAGGGGAAUCAGACGAGGAUUCAAAAGAAGAAUACUUAGAAGAAGUGGACUCAGAGCUACUUGAAAAAUAUGGACUUCAGCAUGACUGUCCCUUAUUCCCGUAUCUGUCAAUGUAUGUCCAGGUCAUCACUGGCGCCACAUUAUCUUUAUUACAAUUCACACAACGAGAGGUACCGUCAAUUGCUAUUAAUUGGGAUGGAGGACGACAUCAUGCUCUGAAGGAAUAUGCCAGUGGUUUUUGUUACGUGAACGAUAUUGUGCUGCUAAUACAGAGUUUACGAAGGAAAGGUUGGAAUAAAGUCACUUACGUUGAUUUUGAUCUACACCAUGGAGAUGGUGUCGCGAAGGCACUACAAUUCUCCAAGAACAUCCAAACAAUAUCUGUGCAUCUUUACGAGUCGGGAUUUUUCCCGGGGACAGGCUCACUAAACGAAACACGGAAUGCCAAGGAGAUGGUUAAUGUUCCGGUAUUACAUGGGAUGGACGACGAAUACCUGAAAGAGUUGAUGUGCAAAAUAGUGAACCCACUGGUGGAAUCAUUCGAUGCGGAUUGUAUUGUGAUACAAUGCGGUGCAGAUGGACUUGGCGGGGAUAAAUACAAUGAAUGGCAAUUGACCAUCGGUGGCCUGACGCAGGCUAUAAUUUCGGUGAUGAGAUUGUUCAAACAUAAGCAGAUAUUCCUACUUGGAGGUGGCGGUUACAAUCCGCUGCUCGUGGCAAGAUUUUACACAUUUUUAACAGCCAAAGUUCUUGAAACCUUUGGAGAUAUACCAUGUGCAAUUGAUGAAAAUGACGAGGAUUUACUAAUAAGAGAUCAUGAAUUCAUUGAACUAUAUGAAAAGGAAAACUAUAGAUAUUGGUCGUACGAUAAUGAGGGUGAACUUAAGAGGGGAUUAAGAAAUGACAACAAAAAAAGUUAUGUACAAGAAUUGAAAGAAUUCUAUCACUUGUGA
This is a messenger RNA of Kluyveromyces marxianus DMKU3-1042, 1314 nucleotides long. RefSeq names its product histone deacetylase (gene HOS1). The record is from RefSeq and is a predicted model, not a curated record. The transcript has a single exon. The coding region runs from base 1 to 1314 and encodes 437 amino acids. Lineage: Eukaryota; Fungi; Ascomycota; Saccharomycetes; Saccharomycetales; Saccharomycetaceae.